AUGACUACAAUUCGUUCCUAUACUCGCAGAUCCGAUCUGCAGGACGUAACAGAGUGCCCUAUAUGCUGCUUACGAUUCGAGCGUCCUCUACAACUCAGCUGUGGCCACUCAUUUUGUGGGAAUUGCGUGGAUAGGCUGAUCGGUGUUCCAGAAGAAAAUGAAUGCCGUUCUCGUGUCGAGCAGCCUCCAUCAAUCUUUUUGAGACUUCAGCUUAAGAUUGCUGAUGCUCGCGGCGCAGUCAACAGAAAUGACAAUUUUCCGGAACCGAUGCGUGGAAUUGCAGCUCCAAACAUCGAUCAGGGAGUAAAUCAGCCGCCUUUUAAUCGAAUGGAUCAAGAUAUGUGGUGGCCACUCAAUCGUCCUCAAUUAGUGCCUCCUCCUGGCUUAGGGGGAAUUCCCCAUCCGCCACGCUAUGUACUACGCAAUUUCAAUGAAGAGCCUCCAUUCUUCCCACGCCGAGCAAUCGGUGGGAGCGGUCCAGCUGAGAAUAUUAUCAAAUGUCCAGAAUGUCGCCAGCCAACCAGAGUACCGCCUGAGGGGCUCCCCGUUAACUAUCGUUUACAAGAGCUAUUGUCUCACGUCGCUGAAGCUAGCAAUCUGUCAAAUGAUCAAUGUAGUCCAGAUGGUACUCCCUUGCGAAAAUGUUUAGCAUGUGAUGAUGUUCUAAGCAAAGGCGUGUAUCUGCUCUGUCGUUCAUGCACCGGCGAAACUGUGCGUCAGCUUUGUUCAAUGUGUUGCCUCCGAAAUCAUAACGGUCAUGAUAUUGAAGAGAAGCGUUUUCUCACAAUGAAAGAUGUAACUGUCGCCAGAGACGUAGUCUCGGAGGCAACAGGACUUGGAUAUCAGUAUGUUGAUAUGGCACUGAACGAGCUCAAUGUGAUAAGUGAAGCCACUAGGGACUUGAUUCAAUCGAAAGCGCAAAACCUGCUUCAAGAGUUCGAAUCUAUAGUUGAUGGCCUUCAGUUUGACAUGCUUUCUAGUCACGAUGAGCUUCAAGACAAAGUGGCAGCAGCUAAAGGAAUCAGCGAAAAGCUGGAGCUUCUCCCUCGUCUCGUCAAAGAACUUUCUGAAGAGUUCCAUAAUAAAAUUGCAAGGGUGGUAAAUGAGUUCGGAGACAUGUUGGAGAAAUUAAUUCAUGAGGGAGCUCAAGACGUUGAUUUUGAUAAGUUGCUGAUGGAAGCGGGCUCGCGUAAGAUUCGACAGCAUCGUCUAGCGCAACAGCAGAGCAACGCUCAUCGAAAGCGCACCGCAGAUGCUCGUACGAGAGUUCUGGAACGUGGAAGACCAGAAGAAUAUGUUCCUGAUUAUUGGUCUCUUGAGUCCGAUCGUGAACGUCGCGACCGCCUUCGCGAUGAGCGUCGUAAUGGAUUUCUUGAAAACGAUGAACGAAGUGACGGACGCCGCCUGCACAAAAUGCUCCUAGAUACCAUCGCUGCAGGACUGAAUAAUCAUUACACCUCACAAUCUGCUUCGCAAGGGGAAGAGGCGAAGAGAAGCCGAAGUGUCGAAGUUGUUGCGGCAACUCCACCUGCUGUGGUCGACCUAGAACAGAGAGCUGAGCGCCUGAUUAUUUCUCCUCAACGUCGCCGAGCUAGAAAUGAAGGAUAUAAGUCAAGCAAGUUGGAUGCCCGGGUUGAUGAUGCUGAACAGGUGGAUAGCAAGACCUACUUAAAUGUCGUUUUGGUGAAGGAGAAACUCUCCUGA
Haemonchus placei is the source of this 1704-nucleotide messenger RNA. The record is from the annotation of a GenBank genome assembly. Lineage: Eukaryota; Metazoa; Nematoda; Chromadorea; Rhabditida; Trichostrongylidae.